GAUAGAAAGGCAGUAAAUAAAUAUUAUCCACCCGAUUGGAGACCUGAAAAGGUAAUUUAUACUUAUGAAGAUCUUAUAUUCAAACUUUCUUAUUCAUUCAUUUUUCAUACUUUCUAUUUAUAUUACAACCAAGGUUCCAUCAAUAAAUAUCGCGGUAGUCACCCAUUGAGAGAUAGGGCUAGAAAGCUCGAUCAAGGCAUCCUAAUUAUAAGAUUUGAAAUGCCAUAUAAUAUAUGGUGUGAUGGUUGUGGUAAUCAUGUUGGAAUGGGAGUUAGAUAUAAUGCGGAAAAAAAGAAAGUUGGAAAUUAUUAUACAACUCCAAUUUUUAAUUUUCGGAUGAAAUGCCACUUAUGCGAGAAUAAGAUUGAAAUGGAAAAUGAUCCGCAGAACUGCGAUUAUAAAAUUGUCAAAGGAGCUUCCAGAAAGAACGAGAGGUGGGAGGGUAGUGAAGGAUCCAUUUCAGUUGAUGGAAAAGAUGAAAAGAAAAAAUUACUUUCAAAUGCUAUGUACAAAUUGGAGCACGAUAUCGAAGAUGCUGAAGCAGGGCAGCAAGCCGCUCCAUCUCUAGAUAAAUUAGAACGGCAUAUGGAUGUUUGGAAAGACGACUUUUCAGUCAAUCAGUUACUACGAAAUAAAUUUAGGAAAAAUAAAGCAGUAACGAAACAGCAAGCGCUUGAUGACGACAAGUUGAAAAAGAAAUUUUCUAUCGAUAUAUCAUUAAAGGAAGAAAACGAUGAAGAUAAGAUUGCUGCGUCAAGGAUUAGAUUU
Molecule: messenger RNA, 768 nt
Organism: Trichoplax adhaerens
Lineage: Eukaryota; Metazoa; Placozoa; Uniplacotomia; Trichoplacea; Trichoplacidae
Exons: 9
Biological process (GO): mRNA splicing, via spliceosome
Cellular component (GO): U2-type spliceosomal complex; post-mRNA release spliceosomal complex
Source: RefSeq, a predicted model, not a curated record